AUGCGGCUGUACGAGCGCAACGUAGCAUACAUCCGAGUGGGGAAGACCAAGAUGCUGCCGCUGAUCCUCCACGUCCGCCCUGCCGACCUCGAGUGGUUGGGCAUGGCCAUGGUCCGCGAUGAGCUCCUCCCGCUUCUCCGCCCACUGGUGGCCGAGACACUGGCGGUUGCUGAGGCCCUGCGCCCAGGUCAGCUCGACGACGCGCUUCCGCCGCGAGUUCUAGUCGGAUCGCUGCUGCAGGCCACCGUCCGCUGGGCGCCUGCUGCGGCAGAGACCGCCCGCUGCGAGCUGCUGAGGCUGCGGAUGGGCCCGGCUGCCAGGCCCGUCGCAUCGGGCAAGCGGCCGCGAGCUCCCGUCGGAAGCGAGCUGCCCGGCGAGGAGGACGAAGACGGACGGGCACGCAAAGCACGCAAGGUGGACGAGGACGCACCGCCAGCAGCGCAGGCUCGUGCACCACCUGGCUCGGCACCGGCCUCUUCGUCGGGCGCGGCCGGGCCGAGCCGUGAGCCGUUGACGACGUCGGCGAGGGCGCUGGUGGUGCGGGUCUAUCCGGUGGCGCAGGAUGCGGAGAACCCGAUAGUCAUGCUCGACAUGCCAGAGAAGAGCUAGGCGCAAGAGGCGAUCAGGCACGGUUUACUCCAGGCCGCGCUCGGCAAGCAGGAUGUCUGAGAGCUCAGCGAGGUGGCGGGCGAGGUCUGCCGAGCGGGCAAGCGGCGAGGCCAUGGUGGCGUCGGCGCCGGCGAGGUUGAUCCAGUACAGGUCCGAGUCUAGGUGGUCGAGCGGAGCAAGAGCAAGAUAGACAACGGUGCUGACACCCUCCUCGGCAGUCUUCAUGACCAGCGAAGCAGUGGCAUCAAAGACGACACGCUGGAUGGCCCGCACCGGCGCACCGAGAAAGCCGAGCGCGUACGGAAAGGUCCAGAUGGAGGUGACGACGGCGCCAGGAUGAAGUGCGAAAGCGGCGAUGCCGUCGUCGCGCAGGUAGCGGGUGUGGAGGAUGUUGGCGAGCUUGUUGUGGCCGUAGGAGAGCAGGCUGGACUUUGUGGGCGCGGCAAUGCGCUCGGGCGCAAAGACGCUUGUCGGCUCGCCAGGUGUCCGCGGAGUGGCAAAGUGGUGGCCCUCGGAGGCGACGUUGAUGACGCGCCCUUGGCAAGCUUUCAGGACCGGGGCUAGCCGCUUAGUGAGGAGGUGGUGCGAGAGAUGCAUGACCUGGAAUCCCGGUUCGAGGCCGUCACCUGUGAGCGGGGCGGGGCGCGGGAAAAAGCCGGCGUUGUUGACAAGGAUGUGGACGCCGCCGGCAUCGACCAGCC
Molecule: messenger RNA, 1310 nt
Organism: Thecamonas trahens ATCC 50062
Lineage: Eukaryota; Apusomonadida; Apusomonadidae
Exons: 1
Coding region: 1-609 (202 amino acids)
Source: RefSeq, a predicted model, not a curated record